Penicillium brasilianum is the source of this 1563-nucleotide messenger RNA. The record is from the annotation of a GenBank genome assembly. NCBI's taxonomy places the organism in Eukaryota, Fungi, Ascomycota, Eurotiomycetes, Eurotiales, Aspergillaceae.
CUCCGCGCUUGAUGUUGACACUGUAAUCAACGAUGGUCGAAUUACAGCCCAUCUUCAAAAAGGCCUACUGGACGCUUGUGGCCGGUGGGCUGGCUUAUGUCCUAUUCGUAACGGCAUUGACGUUUUCAGCAGUCCAGCGCUUCUUCCUUUAUGCGAACAAGGUCAACCCUGCUUACUGGCAGGAUGUGAAUCAAGUCGAGCAAUUCGGCUUUUUAAGUACGUUAUUUGAAGACUCAAGAAGGGCUCGUCAUUGACAAUACUAGAAACCCAGGUCCAGCCAUUCCACUUGGUAACGCCCGACAAUGAAACCCUCUACGGGUGGCAUUUGAUGCCUCUGCACCUAUGCCGUGAGCAUGAAAAGGAACUGAUGGAAAAUCCUCCAUCUGGACCAGCUGCAGACUAUGAGCAGACCCUGGCCUUCAAAAUCUUGGCCAAUGAUCCCAAUGCCCGGGUUGUGGUGAGCUUCCACGGAAAUGCGGCCCAUCUCGGAUCUGCUCAGCGACCCGCCACUUACAAUACACUGCUGGGUCUCUCGACCCCAUCGCAUCCCGUGCAUGUCUUUGCUAUUGACUAUCGCGGAUUCGGCGUUUCGACUGGCAGCCCGACUGAAGAGGGCGUUAUCACCGAUGGUGUUUCACUACUCAACUUUCUUACUGCAGGCCCGCUGAGGAUACCUACUUCGCAGAUUGUGAUUAUGGGCCAGAGCCUAGGUACAGCGGUCACUGCAGCGGUAGCUGAGCGAUUUGCCUUUGGCCACCCUGAUCCGACCGCUGUCCAACCGGCCAUCAAGAAUGCGGAACCGUUCGCCGGAAUUAUUCUGUUGGCAUCUUUCAGCAAUUUGCCCAGUCUAAUUCAAUCCUACAGUGUAAAAGGCUUGACCCCUCCCAUGCUUUCUCCACUCAUCGGAUACCCUCGUUUCCAGAAGUGGAUCAUGAGUCAUAUCGUGGACCAUUGGGAUACAGCAGCAAGAGUGGCUCGCCUGACCGGUGUCAAUUCCCCAUAUGAAUUGGAUCACGUACACAAGGAUCUUGACCUGACUAUAGUGCAUGCCCAGAACGAUAUCGAGAUCCCGUGGCGCGAAGGCCGCCGUGUCUGGACGGCUGCGACGGGAGGAGACCUCAAGGGUGCCCCCGGAACGGUAGUUUUCACAAAGUCGGAAACCGUCAGUCCUUCUCAGGUUGAGAUUUGGGAGAAUAAGAUCACUGCCAAGGAUGGAUCCCAGGUUUUGAAGAAGGUCCGCUGGGAGCGUGUUCGGUACGGAGGUCAUAAUCGGGUUGCAUCAUUUUCUGUCGCUGGUAUUGCUGUUCUACGAUCAUUCGAGGAGUGAUGUGACAGAUGACGUGGUCAGCCUGCCUAUAUUUAUACGGCAGGGAAUAGGAUGUGCAAACAUUUUCUUUCUUCCCAUCUAUAUAUGUCAUGAAUGGAAGAACGUUCAGUCUGAAUGCAACCUCGAUCAAGACUUUGUUUUAGAGCCGUGGAGACUUAAGUACAUAUAACCCUAGGACCGAACAACUCAAUGUACCAUUUGUGUACUUCAAUCAUUUCCAGAUAACAGAACGUGAA